Molecule: messenger RNA, 2667 nt
Organism: Closterium sp. Naga37s-1
Lineage: Eukaryota; Viridiplantae; Streptophyta; Zygnematophyceae; Desmidiales; Closteriaceae
Source: the annotation of a GenBank genome assembly
AUGGAAAUUGUCCGAACCGUUGAUCGCGCUGGAACGAACGAGCUCAAGAACCGCGUGGCGGAAUCGCUUAAGAUUAUCACUAAGGCGCUUGCCGUAUACGGGCUGCGGGACGUCGCUUUCAGCUUCAAUGGCGGAAAGGAUUCCACGGUAAUUCUGCACCUGCUGCGCGCGGCGCUGGUGGCGGCGCGCGCCAAGGGCGUGGACCUGCGGGACUCGACGUGCGCGGACGAGGCGGGCGAGGGGGACUGCGACGACGGCGCAGACCUUCCCGGGUGGCUCGUGGAGGGGUUGGCGGGAAGCAUGGACCACCGCGGAUGCCCCUCCGAAGGGUGCGAGCACGGCUGCCGCGGGGGAGGCGGAGGCGGAGAAGGGGAAACCGGCGGAGAACAAGCGGGAGGCGGAGGAGGCGGAGGGGAAUGGGCGGCGGAGAAGAAGAGCGAGACGGAGAACGGCGUGGGAGAGAAGGCGAGUUCGGACGAGAUGGCGGGGCUUUGCGCGAUUUAUUUCAGGGAUAAGGACGCGUUCCCGUCCAUGGACACGUUCACCAUUGAGAUGUCGCAACGGUACGGGUUGGACCUGAUAGUGACGGACGACGACUUCAAGGCGGGCCUGACAGCGCUUAAGAAGCAGCGCCCCGUGCAGGCCAUCUUCCUUGGCAUCCGCUCCAUCGACCCCAAUGGGAAGAACCAGGCAGUCUUCUCGCACAGCUCACCCGGCUGGCCUGAUUUCGUGCGAGUCAAUGUCAUCCUGCAUUGGUCCUACAGGGAUGUGUGGGAGUUCCUGCUUGUCACCAAGGUGCCGUACUGCCAUCUGUACGACGAAGGGUCAGUAUCCAUAACUUCCCCAUCUCGCUCGGCUCUUCUUCCCCCCUUUCCCGCUUCCCUUCCUCUCUCCCCUCUCCCUGACCCUCUCAUCACAGUCACACUGUCUCUCCCCCCUGCCAUUCCUAUCCGCCCUGCCUUCAUCUGGCCUUUGCUUCCAGCACCAACGUUCUCAUGCCUUCUCGUCAAAAUAUUUCUCCCUUCUUUACUCCCCACCUCAACUUGCAUCGCGUCCCAACAAGUAAUCCUUUCGGCUCCUCACCGUGCCACUUGCCCAUCCGCCCACCCGUCCACCCAUCCCCCCAGCUUCACAUCGCUUGGCAGUGUCCACGACACCGAGCCCAACCGCGCUCUACUCCUCCCCAACCUCCGCCACUGCCUCAAGACCGGCCGCACCUGUGUGUCCGUCCCUCCAGUCGACCCCUCCUGGCCGCCCCCCUCUCCCUCGGCCCUCUGGUCCUUCUCCACUCCCUAUUUCCGCAGCUCUAGUUGCCGCAUGACCCCUGACCUGCACGCCUCUCUCUGUGUAGCUCAAAUGCUGCUUCCCACUCGCACCGCUCCUUUCGGCCGCGGCCCUCCUCCCUGCCCCGUGCACCCGAUUUGCCACCUGGCGAGGGUGGCAACGGAUAACGGCGUGGAUGUGCAUGCGCUGUUGGAGGGAGGAGCAGAGGAAGGGUCCGUUUUGGAGGAUGCAGGUGCAGGAGUUGCUGCUGCCGCAGCAGCUGCGGCCGUGGCGGCGGGAGGGAGGAGGGAGGGGGUGAAGCCUGCAGGGGAUAGGUUCCUGCCUGCGUAUUUUUUGCUGGAUGAGAGGCUGGAGCGGGCAGGUAGGAAGAAAAAGAAGAAGGAUGCGCCUGUGCCUGAAGCGGCGGAGGCGGGAGCAGAGAGGGGAGCAGCGAGGGAGGAGGAGCAGGAGGAAGAGGAGCCAGCGCAGUAUGAGCCAGUGGAUGGGAUUGUGGUGGAAGAUGGACUAGGGGUGAUUCAUGAAGACGUGGGGAGAGAGGGGUGGGGUGAUGGGCAGGACGGGGAGGAUUCGCUAAGAGUAGGUGCUGUGAAUGGGGUGGCAGUGAAUGGGAGUGAAGGGGAGGGCAGCGGGGGGCAAAGGCUGCUGCAAGAGGGAGUGGUGAAUUCGCCAGGUGGAGUUGGUGGUGGUCAUGGUGGUGGUGGGACGGUUGGGACUACUGGAGUGGGUUCGCCCAGGCCCGGCAAGCUCAGUCUUAACGUGCAGAUUUCGGAAGCCACCGAGGAGGACGCGUCGUUGCUCGCAAACGCAGCGGUCGGUUAUCCAGCCGCUGUCGCCGCCGCUGCGGGAGUCGCAGGAGGAGCGACUUACGUUCCUCUUCCGGAUGGAAAGCAGCAGCAGCAGCAGCAGCAGCAGCAUACAGAAGUAUCCAUCGUGCCAGUGUAUCGCGUCUCGGCGGUAACAGCUGCACAGGCGCAGGCGUCGGGGUUACCACCAGCGGGAUUCACGUCGCGCGGGUCGCUGUGCUUCGUGAGCGGCACGCCGUACGAGGACGGUGUUAUUCCCCCUAACGCCAUCUUCUCGCACCCCAACGGCCGGCAGCUUCGCGGAACGUUCUUCGGGGAUACGCCAGCGCCGUUCACGUGCCCGUGCUGCGGGUUCUCCGGGAUCACUGACGUCCGCUCUUCUCUGAGUGCGGCUGCCGUGGUGGCAGCAGCGGUUACAAUUGUUGGAGUGUGUUUCCUGACGCCCGGUAGCUGCAUGUGGCAUAAGAAGCACUUCUGCCCUUGCUGCCAGAACAAGGUGGGCGAGCACCAAAAGGACGACAUGUUUCUUCUCGCCGACCCCGUGAACUGGCACCGCGCAUCCUUUGCCCUCCCACUCUAG